AUGGAGACAAAGCCGUCUCGAAAACUUUUGGAUCUUUUUAGCGACCUAGCCGAAUUUGAUGACGAUAAACGACAACAAGCAGUUGUUGGCAUUGUAAAUGGAUUCCAAGCCGACGAUGAAUACUGCAUUAAUCGACUUUUGAGUGGACUAGCAUCUUCUCAUGCUGCAGCUCGUUUAGGAUUUUCCUGCGCUCUAACUUUAAUAUUGUCUGCGGAAUCUGAGACGUGGACUUCCGGGCGUUUGUUCAAUAUAAUCGAUGAGAAGUUAGCGCUUGAAAAAGAAGUUGCCAAGGAAUUGGUUUCUCGUGAAUUGAAAAUAAUGGAGCAGCAGACUUCUUUAGGUAUGGCUAUUUGUGACUCUAUUGCGCGACUUGCUCUGCAGGCUGAUGAAUCUCUGUUUGUUGUAUCUGUUUGGGAUCAAGUGAAAAAGUUUGUAACUGGACCAUUAAUUUCGAUUUUGCCGGAAUGGUUGUAUUUCAUUCUGCUUGUUGUCGAGAAAUUUUCUGUUAGUUUUGAACUCUAG
Molecule: messenger RNA, 522 nt
Organism: Enterobius vermicularis (human pinworm)
Lineage: Eukaryota; Metazoa; Nematoda; Chromadorea; Rhabditida; Oxyuridae
Source: the annotation of a GenBank genome assembly